Messenger RNA from Olea europaea var. sylvestris, 871 nucleotides. Its product is annotated as DNA-directed RNA polymerases II and IV subunit 5A-like. The transcript has 5 exons. The record is from RefSeq and is a predicted model, not a curated record. The coding region runs from base 223 to 843 and encodes 206 amino acids. Gene Ontology annotation, cellular component: RNA polymerase II, core complex; RNA polymerase III complex; RNA polymerase I complex. Gene Ontology annotation, biological process: DNA-templated transcription. NCBI's taxonomy places the organism in Eukaryota, Viridiplantae, Streptophyta, Magnoliopsida, Lamiales, Oleaceae. Gene Ontology annotation, molecular function: DNA-directed RNA polymerase activity; DNA binding.
AAGCCCAAACAGAAAAAUAACCCAUGCAUUUACCCUUUCCAAGCCUAGACGUAUCAUCCCUUCUCUCUCGCUUCUCUCUGUCGACUCUGUCUCUACGCUAUCUACGCUCUGCCGGCUGCACGCCUAUACAAGUAUACGGUAUACGCGCCCUCAAUUGUUUAAGUUAAACUCAAUUUCUGGGAAUCAGCUUCUUCGUUGUUCAACGAUAGGCUUUUUGCAAAGAUGGUUCUGUCAGAUGAGGAAAUUGCACGGCUCUUCAGAAUCAGGAAGACGGUGAUGCAGAUGCUGAGGGAUAGGGGUUACACAGUAGGUGAUUUUGAGAUUGAUAUGUCGAAGCAUCAGUUCCUUAGCAAGUACGGCGAGAACAUGAAGAGGGAGGACCUCAUUAUCAUCAAAGAAUUGCGUAGCAAUCCCUCUGAAAAGAUAUACGUGUUCUUUCCUGAGGAGGCAAAGGUUGGUGUUAAGACAAUGAAGACUUAUACCAAUCGCAUGAAAGAUGAUGAUGUUCAUCGAGCGAUCUUAGUUGUCCAGCAUAAUUUAACUCCUUUUGCUCGGACCUGUAUAAGUGAAAUAUCUACAAAAUUUCACUUGGAGGUUUUCCAGGAGGCAGAGUUGUUGGUCAACAUAAAAGAGCACGUUCUUGUUCCUGAGCACCAAUUGCUUACCCCUGAAGAAAAGAAGUCUUUGCUAGAAAGAUACACUGUGAAGGAAACACAGCUACCCCGCAUUCAGGUAACCGAUCCAAUUUCAAGAUAUUAUGGCCUGAAGCGUGGACACGUCGUGAAAAUUAUCCGACCAAGUGAGACUGCUGGACGUUAUGUAACUUACCGAUACGUAGUUUAAAUCUUAUAGCACUGUAGUUUGUUUGUCA